AUGCAGGUUUCGUUGCUGCGAUCAAUGCGGCCACAGCCAGAAAACACCAGAGGAGGAGAUUGCUCGGCAUUGGAGUUCGCAGAGCCCCGGCUCGGGCCUGUUCUUCUUGUGACGCGGGAGGAUCUCGAGCAAUUCGAUACGAGGGAUUGGGAAGAGUACUUCCGGGCGUCCUCGGCGGCGAGACCCUUCCCCGUGGAGGUAGCUCUGGUGAUUGCGCUCGCUGCGCUCUCCUUGGUGUUUGCCGUCAUGGCGACCAAGGCUCGGAAGAGGCGGCGCGGAGACGCUGGCACGCCGAAAGGCCUGGCCGAGGCCGACGGGGUGCUCUGGCUGGCGCGGGGGCGCGUCCGCGCGGAGAUCGAGCUGACUCAGAGGAUGAUCGCCGGGCUGCGCCAGGCACGCUCCGACUCCCAGGAAGGAGCGGCUCCUAAGAUAAUUUCGACGAAGGCUCGGAAGAGGCGGGGCGGAGGUGGUGGCGGACGAGGGGGAGGAACAAGCAGCGGCGGAGGCGGUGGUGGCCUCCUCCCUUUGGUUCCCAGACACGCGGGCAAGCGGAAUGGCCUGGCCGAGGCCGACGCGGCGGUCUGGCUGGCGCGGGUGGUGGCCACGGGGAUGCGGGGGCGCGGCCGCGCGCACAUCGAGCCGACGCAGAAGAUGAUCGCGGGGUUGCGCCAGGCACGCUCCAAAUCUCACUCCCAGGAAGGAGUAGCUCCUAAGAUCAGCAACUUGUCAAGUUAUGCACAGAAGCGUGUUAGAACAGUCCCUGUGAAUCAUCUAGCUGCUAUCCCUGAGUGGAAAACUGCUGCAUCUGAAGCAGAAGCUGAUGAUUACAAAGCUGCAACCUUAGCAAAACUGGGCACAACUGUCUGUCGCCUGAACAUAGAUAUCCCAGCCAGUGAUGAGUCAGAGAAGAUGAGGAAAGAAGUGGUGGACAGGUGCAGGUGUGCCCAUCCAGGAUCCGAGGACUGUGUACGCGUUCAUGUCGGCAAGGCGAGGAGCUGGAUCAAGGAUCAGUUGGGUGAGGAAGCUUUCAGAAACUGCGGGCUUGAUGCGAUGGGUGAGCAAGUUGCAGAGUUAUGGGCUUCAGUUGACAGAAAGAAACUCGAAGAUCUUGACAAGUUGGUUCCACAGAAUAAACCCCAGAAGUUCAUGGAGACUGCCUUGAAGGAGCUAGGACAAAAGGAAACAAAGGAUCUUGCAAAGUACUGCUACAAUGUUUUUCUUCCCAGAAGAUUGGCAAGCUUGACCAGGGCAGAGCAUAAAAAUGACGAAGCUGUUGACUGGGAGGAUGAAAAGAGUGACCAAGAGGAUGACAGGAACGACCGUUCGCCUCGAAAGAAGAAUAAAACAUCAGGAUCUUCUUCUUCCACAAGCUGCAGGAAGUAGAAGAUCCGGGAGGAAUUCGACGAGUGAGCCAACAGUCACAGUGCAGCGGAAGACAAAUCGGUACCGUACCUUCAUUUGCAGUGGGAAGAGGAAUUAGGAAACUUCAGAAAGCUGUUCUUCGUGUUAGGAGUCUGGAGGCAAUCAACUGGAAGUACUCGAAAGAUUGUACAAGUAGAUGAUUCUGUCCUUAGUUACUGGCGGUGUGGUGGCGAACACCUGAAGCACCGAGUGAACACAUUGUUCAUGAGUUUUGUUGUUGUUAUCAGAGAGUGGAUAUAGAAACCUUGCCAGAAAUAUACGUACAUGUUUAGUGGAUUCUUUCUGGAACUGAAAUUUCUGCGGAUGCAGUUUGCUGUUUUGGUGUAUGUAUCUACGGUUUUCGAGGAAUUGUACAUGCAGGCUUGAGUUUGAACUUCUGCUCUGACGUA
This is a messenger RNA of Triticum aestivum (bread wheat), 1811 nucleotides long. RefSeq lists its product as uncharacterized. NCBI's taxonomy places the organism in Eukaryota, Viridiplantae, Streptophyta, Magnoliopsida, Poales, Poaceae. Bases 1 to 1383 code for a protein of 460 amino acids. The record is from RefSeq and is a predicted model, not a curated record. The transcript is spliced from 5 exons.